This is a messenger RNA of Nematolebias whitei (Rio pearlfish), 1785 nucleotides long. RefSeq names its product nectin cell adhesion molecule 4a (gene nectin4a). Gene Ontology annotation, biological process: heterophilic cell-cell adhesion; homophilic cell-cell adhesion. The transcript has 11 exons. Gene Ontology annotation, cellular component: adherens junction. Lineage: Eukaryota; Metazoa; Chordata; Actinopteri; Cyprinodontiformes; Rivulidae. The coding region runs from base 1 to 1785 and encodes 594 amino acids. The record is from RefSeq and is a predicted model, not a curated record.
AUGACACCUCUGCUGAGCAGCCUCUCACUGUGUCUCUGUGUCCUGUUCUGUGUCACGGUGGUGCAGGGACAAAUGCAGACAGCGUCUGUGGAUCAGCCUACAAAACUGUCCUUACGCUCUGUGGAGGACCAGGAGACCACCCUGCCCUGUCACCACGAGCCGAAGGGGGAUGAUGUGGUGGUGCAGGUCACUUGGUCCAAGGUGAACCCCGAUGGCUCCAAAGAUCAGAUGAUCACUGCUCACUUCACUGAUGGACAGACAACAUUCGGGUCGUGGUCUCAACGUGUACGUUUUCAAAGUGAUAAACCCACUGUGGACUCAUCCCUGAUCAUCUUGAGCACACGGGUCUCUGAUGAGGGAGAAUAUAUCUGCCGCAUCAGCACUUUCCCAACUGGAAACUUUGACACAGAGAUGUCCCUCAUUGUAUGGACCAUUCCCAUUUCCUCUGUGGACCCUGUGGUUGUAGUGGAGGGGGAGCCCUACAAACAGGUGGCUUCCUGUCGCUCUGUGGGCCACCCGCCACCAAAACUCUCCUGGGACACUGAGCUGAACGGACAAGUCGUCAACCGCUCCUCUGACAACGGAGCAGUCUCCACACACUUCUCCCUGUACCCUCUCAGGGGUCUAAAUGGCAAGAAGCUGGACUGCCUGGUGUGGCAUCCCCUUCUACCCACCCCACGCAGGAUUGAAAACCAGCUGGUGGUGCACUUCCCUCCACAUGCUGAGGUGUCUGGGUACAAAGAAGACUGGACUGUUGGGAUGGAAAAUGCAGUCCUGAGGUGCAUAAAUGGAGGAAACCCUAAACCAGUUGUUACCUGGACCAGAGCGGGCGGAGCGCUGCCUCAAGGAACACAAGUCACUGAUGAUAAACUGGUUUUUAUGCGACCCCUGAACUUCUCUGACGGGGACGCCUAUGAGUGCAUGGCAAAGAACAAAGUGGGUGAAACUAAGGCGACGGUGAAGAUUACUUUGGGAGAGUCUUCGCUGGUGGACCCCUUUGGCAACAUGAUCUAUGUGGGGGCUGGGGCCGCUGGGCUCUUUAUCUUGAUGAUGAUCGUCAUCAUCACCCUCACUUGUCACCACAAACGCAAGAAAAAGAAGCUGAAAAAUGAGCUGACUAAGAAAACGGAAGAAUGCACUCUCUACAGACAAGCCUCCAUCAGGAGAGUCAACUCUGUCCACACAGAGAAAGAUGUGACAGAAGAAAACAUCCCUCUGAGGGUGGAGGGAACCCUGAGGACCAGCCUGUCUUCCCUCGGGGAGAUGGCUCACUGCCGUGACAGCAGAUCUACCAUCUCAUGUGGUCGGGAAAGGGGAGCGUACGACUCCCUGGGCAGACCAGCUCUGAGCAGCACCAACCGGAGGGGCAGGAUUCUGGAUCGAGACGAGGAGACCCGGCUCCGAGUGGAGACGUAUGUGAAAAACAGCAACAUGUCUUUGGAGAGCCGUUACCACCCUCCACUCACGCCAUCCACAUUUCCUGCCGUACACCAGACUGAAGCCUUGAGGCACAUGAAUGGCAACGCCAUAAUGCCAGCAGAUGGGGGGUCACGCCCAGGAAGUGUCACCAAGAGCUACCAGGCCCCUCCUAUGAGUUGCACCUACCCACCAGUUACAGACGAUGAGGAUGAAGUGGACGAAGGGCUGGGUGGCCCUGCCAGUCAGGAGCAUCCUGAUGACCAGGACAGCGAGCACUCCAGCUUGUCUGACAUAUCCAAACUCAGGAAGAGCACCCCGAUCAUCAACCCCCAUAAGGGUUUGAUCCACAAAGCCCACAUUGUUUAA